AUGGCACCAAGCCCACGUCCUCGUGUGGACACCAGCGCCCCUUUGUUACACGUGGAACACGUGCUCAAAACGGGAAAAUUGGUCGGUGACAUCGAACGGUUGCGGACGGUGGCGUGCGAAAAUCGGGAGUUGCUGAAGAAAAUUAAUCAAAUCUGCCGGAGUCGAGGUUUCCUGAACGUCAACUACAGCUACCGUGUCCACCAAAGUCUCAAUUCCGAAGCACGAACGCGCUCGGCACGCCUGGUCGAGUGUGAAAAUCGAAAACUACUUGAUCGGUUGCUACGGAAGCAAGCAGCGGUGCACAGCAACCUUCGACAGUGCGGAAAAAUAGACGCGUAUUUCUCCGGUUCGGCAGAAAACCCUCACCAGCUGACAAUCGAUUUUUGGGAACGCACCGAUCGGUGGUUGUGUCAGCUCAACGUCACCUUGCAGGAAAAGCCCUGUGAAGAGAAUCGGGCCGGUUGGAAGCGUGGAAACAUCUUUCGAAUCUUUCGUGACACCUGCCUGGUGCUACGAUCGCAACCGAUUUCCCAGGAUGAGGAAGUCACUGGGAGAGGGGAGAAUGUUUUGCGUGACGUUGCAAAAGGGUGCCUCGUGAGACAACGGCACGCGUCGAAGGAACAUUUGCUGCUAACGCUGCGGAAAAUCGGAACCAUUUCCGGCGCAACGCUCUUGGGACGAGUUGAUCCAGGUUCGUUUGAUAAACUAGAUGUACUAAAUUAUUAUGGAUCUAAAUUCGGUCGUUGCUUGGAGCCGCUUACUUACCAUGUAACUUUUGGGAAAACUUAG
Molecule: messenger RNA, 789 nt
Organism: Anopheles coustani
Lineage: Eukaryota; Metazoa; Arthropoda; Insecta; Diptera; Culicidae
Exons: 2
Coding region: 1-789 (262 amino acids)
Source: RefSeq, a predicted model, not a curated record